GAAGUGAAAUGAAGUAAGCACCUCUCGAUUUAUAUUUCUGAGUACGCCUCCUUGACAGUGUACUGACGUGAACAGACUGAGUUUUAAAUCAUGUCAGAUUUUGAAAUAUUUGACGGAGAUAUAAAUCAUGUUUCUGCAGAAGAGGAUCCUGCUGCAGAUUUUCUUGCGCGAGAACAAGAUGAAUUAGCUGGUCUAGAAGAUGAUACCCUAGGCUUAAGUUCUGGCACGAAUGCGGCAGUUUCUGAUUUUAAUGAAAAUGCAUUUGAGACUCACAAUGCUGUGAAUUCUGAGCAUAUGAAUGGACCUAGUGAACCUUUUCCUGCUACUACGCCAUCACGUUCUGCAAAUCGUGAAGAACCACAGAAAAUUAAAAUGUGGCGAGAAGAGCAACAAAAAAUGCUAGAAAUAAAAGAUGCAGAAGAAGAAAAGAAAAAGCUAGAAUUGCAACAAACAGCAAAAAAGGAAUUGGAUGAUUGGUAUGCACGUUACAGAGAACAAAUUGAGAAAGCUAAAUUGAAUAAUAGGGAGGAAUCCAAAAAUGCUGAAAAGGAAUGGGUAGCUGACAGAGAUGCUGAAUCUCCUGGCCAAGAAUGGGAGCGUAUUGCACGUCUAUGUGACUUUAACCCCAAAUCAUCCCGUAGCACCAAAGAUACGUCACGGAUGCGUUCAAUUAUUUUGCAGCUUAAACAGUCUCCCAUUCCCCCAAGAAAUUCUUAAAGUGUAUAUAAAAAAUCUAGUUUAUUCCCGUAUUGUUUAAAAAAAGUAAUAGUUGCAAAAAUGUAGCAUUCUCUAUGUAUGUAGAUCUAAUCUAUAUUUUGUGGUUUAUUUGAUUUGUUUUAAAAAAAUCAAAUUAUUUAUUACACACAGUUGAAAAUUUAAUUUGAAACUACAGAUUAUUAUUUUGAUCUAUUUAAAACUUUAAGAUUACUGUUCUUUAAAAAUUAAAUUUAUUUUCUCUCUGCGAUAAGAGUAAUUUGUUGCUUUUAAUUUCACUGUUCAUAGCAUUUUAUACUCAUUGAAAAAGCAAUUUGACCAGAACUUAUCACUUAUAUUUUGUUGAUCUGUAAAUGUUUUUAUUUAUCUUUUGCUGUCAAAAUCUACAUAUUUUAUUAUUCUGAGUUUACUUAAUGUUGAACUUUGUAAGCUCUUGGUACCAAUAAAAUAGUUCAGUUAUUCUCUGAA
This is a messenger RNA of Stegodyphus dumicola, 1182 nucleotides long. RefSeq names its product clathrin light chain (gene Clc). Gene Ontology annotation, cellular component: clathrin coat of coated pit; clathrin coat of trans-Golgi network vesicle; synaptic vesicle membrane. The record is from RefSeq and is a predicted model, not a curated record. NCBI's taxonomy places the organism in Eukaryota, Metazoa, Arthropoda, Arachnida, Araneae, Eresidae. Gene Ontology annotation, biological process: intracellular protein transport; clathrin-dependent endocytosis. Gene Ontology annotation, molecular function: structural molecule activity; clathrin heavy chain binding.